CUGACGUCAGCAAGCGGCCGGCUACCCUGCUGUUUACCGCCUCGCGGCGCCGCACACUCUCCCGAGUUGCGAGCACCGGGGCCGCGACGGCCGCCCGCCCUUAAAGGGCCCGCGCCCCAGAAAACUCGCCGCGCCUCCCGGCGUCCGGUCGCUGCCGCCUGUCACGCUCCUCACCCUCAGACACUCCUCCCUUCCCGGCUGCCCCCGCCGCCGGAUUCCCUCCCUUCCUCCCUCCCCUUUCCCGGCGUCUCCAAGCUCCCAGCAACCAGCCGCCCCCUGGCUCUCGCGGCCCUGGCUGGCCGCCGCAAGGUCUCCGGGCCGCGCUCAGCCCCUCGCGAGCUGACCCGUACCCCACACCCCCACCCCCUCUCCCGCCGCCCCUCCCUGUCGGGCCCCCUGGGAGCGUCUCUGCGGCUCUGGGGAGGGGACGUUUCCUAAUCUCAGGCCGGGGUUAAAGUUCUGGUCCUGGUGCGAUGCUGGAAGCUGCGGACGGAGCCGCAACCCGUCCCGGAGGUGUCCUGUCGCCUGUCGCCGCCCCCGCCACCACCGCUGCCGCCGCCACCGCCGCCUUGCCGGGGCCAUGUUCGUUCUGGGCUUGCCCUUCUUGGCGUUCUUGGUGGCCUCGGUCGAGAGCCAUCUGUGGGUUCUGGGGCCCAAGAACGUCUCGCAGAAAGAUGCCGAGUUUGAGCGCACCUACGUGGACGAGGUCAACAGCGAGCUGGUCAACAUCUAUACCUUCAACCACACUGUGACCCGAAACCGGACGGAAGGCGUGCGCGUGUCUGUGAAUGUCCUGAACAAGCAGAAGGGGGCUCCUUUGCUGUUUGUGGUCCGCCAGAAGGAGGCUGUGGUGUCCUUCCAGGUGCCCCUAAUCCUGCGAGGGCUGUAUCAGCGAAAGUACCUCUACCAAAAAGUGGAGCGAACGUUGUGUCAGCCCCCCACCAAGAAUGAGUCCGAGGUCCAGUUCUUCUACGUGGAUGUCUCCACCCUGUCACCAGUCAACACCACAUACCAGCUCCGGGUCAGCCGAAUGGACGACUUCGUGCUCAGGACCGGGGAGCAGUUUAGCUUCAAUACCACAGCAGCCCAGCCCCAGUACUUCAAGUACGAGUUCCCAGAGGGAGUGGACUCGGUGAUUGUCAAGGUGACCUCCAACAAGGCCUUCCCCUGCUCAGUCAUCUCCAUCCAGGAUGUCCUGUGCCCUGUCUACGACCUGGACAACAAUGUAGCUUUCAUCGGCAUGUACCAGACUAUGACCAAGAAGGCAGCCAUCACUGUGCAGCGCAAAGACUUCCCCAGCAAUAGCUUUUACGUGGUGGUCGUGGUGAAGACUGAAGACCAGGCCUGUGGGGGUUCCUUGCCUUUCUACCCCUUUGUAGAAGAUGAACCGGUUGAUCAAGGUCACCGCCAAAAAACCCUGUCAGUGGUGGUAUCUCGAGCAGUCACGUCCGAGGCCUAUGUUGGUGGUAUGCUCUUUUGCCUGGGCAUAUUUCUCUCCUUCUACCUGCUGACCAUCCUCCUGGCCUGCUGGGAGAACUGGAGGCAGAGGAAGAAGACGCUUCUGGUGGCCAUGGACCGAGCCUGCCCAGAAAGCGGUAACCCCCGGGUCCUGGCCGAUGCCUUCCCCGGCAGCUCCCCGUAUGAAGGUUAUAACUACGGUUCCUUUGAGAACAGUUCCGGAUCCACCGACGGGCUGGUCGACAGCUCAGGCACUGGAGACCUCUCCUACAGCUACCAGGAUCGCUCCCUUGACCCUGUGGGCGCUCGGCCACGCCUGGACUCCAUGAGCUCCGUGGAGGAGGACGACUAUGACACAUUGACCGACAUUGAUUCAGACAAGAACGUCAUUCGCACCAAGCAAUACCUCUAUGUGGCCGACCUGGCACGCAAGGAUAAACGCGUCCUUCGGAAAAAGUACCAGAUCUACUUCUGGAACAUCGCCACCAUCGCUGUCUUCUAUGCGCUUCCCGUGGUGCAGCUGGUGAUCACCUACCAGACGGUGGUGAAUGUCACAGGGAAUCAGGACAUCUGCUACUACAACUUCCUCUGUGCCCACCCGCUGGGCAACCUCAGCGCCUUCAACAACAUCCUGAGCAACCUGGGGUACAUCCUGCUGGGGCUCUUAUUCCUACUCAUCAUCCUGCAGCGGGAGAUCAACCACAACCGGGCCCUGCUGCGGAAUGACCUCUAUGCCCUGGAAUGUGGGAUCCCGAAACACUUUGGCCUGUUCUAUGCCAUGGGCACAGCCCUGAUGAUGGAGGGGCUGCUUAGUGCCUGCUAUCACGUCUGCCCCAACUAUACCAACUUCCAGUUCGACACGUCGUUCAUGUACAUGAUCGCCGGGCUGUGCAUGCUGAAGCUCUACCAGAAGCGGCACCCGGACAUCAACGCCAGUGCCUACAGCGCCUAUGCCUGCUUGGCCAUCGUCAUCUUCUUCUCCGUGCUGGGCGUGGUCUUCGGCAAAGGGAACACAGCGUUCUGGAUUGUCUUCUCGGUCAUUCACAUCAUCGCCACCCUGCUCCUCAGCACACAGCUCUAUUACAUGGGCCGCUGGAAGCUGGACUCGGGCAUCUGCCGCCGCAUCCUCCACGUGCUCUACACAGAUUGCAUCCGCCAGUGCAGCGGGCCUCUCUACGUGGACCGCAUGGUGCUGCUGGUUAUGGGCAACAUUAUCAACUGGUCACUAGCUGCCUAUGGGCUCAUCAUGCGCCCCAAUGACUUCGCCUCCUACUUGUUGGCCAUUGGCAUCUGCAACCUGCUCCUCUACUUUGCCUUUUACAUCAUCAUGAAGCUCCGCAGCGGGGAACGGAUCAAGCUCAUCCCCCUCCUCUGCAUUGUCUGCACCUCGGUGGUGUGGGGCUUUGCCCUCUUCUUCUUCUUCCAGGGACUCAGCACCUGGCAGAAAACCCCCGCAGAGUCUCGGGAACACAACCGAGACUGCAUCCUCCUGGACUUCUUUGACGACCAUGACAUCUGGCACUUCCUCUCCUCCAUUGCCAUGUUCGGGUCGUUCCUGGUGUUGCUGACACUGGACGAUGACCUGGACACCGUGCAGCGGGACAAGAUCUAUGUCUUCUAGUGGGAGCCAGGCCCCUCGCUUUACUCAGGGGGCCCUGAGCUCCUCUGUCUCCCUGCCCAGAGCCCCCGCAGCUCUGGGGGUGUGCAUCCCCGCCCUGCAGCCCAGUGUGGGUGGUGGCGGGAUAGCGAGGCCCAAGCUUGGCCCGGGACAGUCACAGCGGUGGGCCUGGCGGCUGCCCUCUGCUGAGAAGGAGGCCUCCUCCCGCAAGACCCCAGAUGUUGGCCACUUGUUGCUGCUUCUCAGUGUUGAGGGCCUCUCAGGGGCCCUGUCCGUUGGCUCUCCGUCUGUUCCUCUGCAGGAGGAAGGAGGAAAGUGUUGCCCUGCCCAGUUCAUGCCUUGCGUUCUGCCCGUCCCUCCCCUCCCCACGAGCCUAUGACUGCGAGCCCUUUCUUCUCCCCGAGUUCCAGUCCAGGGCCCGGUUGGGCCUGAUUCUCUGUCCUGCACCAGGGCCCCAUAGCGCUUUGGGGCCAUACCUGACUGCCAUCACUGCCCAUUCCAGCCAGGAUGAAUGGGCUGUAGGAUUUUGGAGGCUGGCCAGCUGGUGCCACGCUUUUGGUGCUAUGGCCUAAGAGGGGCUUCAGGCAGUGCUGCCUCCUCCCUUUGACCUGUGCUUGGAGCCGGUUCUAUAGUAAUAAGGGUCAGCUUAUGUGUGAGCGUCGCCUUUGAGCCGAGGGACUGAAUUCAGAGGUCACCUGCCUAUCUCGUCAGCCCCCAGACUGAUGUUGGCACCAGGAUCAGAGGGAAAGAUCAGUUCACCCCUUUCCUUCUUUUUCUUUCCAGGCCCUCUGUCCUGCCAAGCCCCCACUGGGGGCCUUUCAGUGCCAUUGACACUGCCCAAGAAUGUCCAGGGGCAGAGGAGUGGGACACAAGGUGCCUAGCUCCUCUUGUCUCCUCAUAGCCGCGGGAGCCCCAGUGCCUAUCUUAGAAGGGGGCUCAGGAAGGGACAUGAUCUUCCUCUCAAUGUCCCCAGUCCAGCCUCACUCUAGGACCUGGGGCUGGCUUCGGUGUUUCCGUCCUGUCUUUGGCCAAGUUUUGUGUUAGUCACACACAUAUACAUGUAUGAAACCUUGAAGUUUACACUGAGCCGCCCCAGCUCUGGGCCCCCUGGCUGCUCUGUCCUUCGAACCCCUUCCCCUACCCGGUCCAUUCCAGAUGCCAAGACUGGGGGAGGGCAGGUCAGGCCUCUGCCUUGGGGAUGGGAGUGUGUCUUAUUCUGCCCAACUUGUUUUUACAGCUCUCCCUUGGGCUGGGGAGAGGAGGUGGAUCUGGAUCCGUUUUCAGAACUCCGUUUAAUGUCUGUUGCCAUGCUAUGGUUGCAUUUCUGUUUUCUAUGAAUGGGUCUGCAUUCAAUUAAAGAAACAACCGGACGCA
This is a messenger RNA of Leopardus geoffroyi (Geoffroy's cat), 4450 nucleotides long. It is a transcript of the gene SIDT2, whose product is annotated as SID1 transmembrane family member 2. Lineage: Eukaryota; Metazoa; Chordata; Mammalia; Carnivora; Felidae. The record is from RefSeq and is a predicted model, not a curated record. Gene Ontology annotation, cellular component: membrane. Bases 581 to 3079 code for a protein of 832 amino acids. The transcript has 26 exons.